UCGGUGUCCGAUAAAAAAUAAAAAUAAAAAUAGUGUGACUGACUUCAAGAAAUCAAAACCUACGAUGACUAUUAAGCUGUAUAUCAUGAUUGCUAUGGCCGUGACUUGUUCAAGUAUCACAGAAUCGUUUCCGUCUUCAGUCGAUUUAGCCGAACACGACGAACACCAACAUUAUUCACAAAUGUCAAAUUCGUAUCACUUCGAGUAUGCCGUACAUGACCCCGUGACCGGUGAUGAGAAAAACCACAACGAAGUUAGUGACGGACAUGGCACUGUCAAGGGGACGUACAGUCUAGUCGAACCAGACGGUUCUACUCGUGUUGUUGAGUACACAGCUGAUGACGUCCACGGCUUCAAUGCCGUAGUUAAGAAAAUUCAAUUACAACACAAACCCUCAUCUACAGAACACAUACUUGACUUGGGAGAACAUAAGGUGCCAUAUUUCCCAAAACCGACGAAUGAUUUAGAAGAAAAAUACCAUCAUGAAAUGAUUUCAUCAUACUCGGAAUAAUUAUUUCAAUGAAUAUGAUAACAUGUCAAAAUAAUGUGCAGCAAGUCUGGUUUUUCAAAA
Melanaphis sacchari is the source of this 571-nucleotide messenger RNA. RefSeq names its product cuticle protein 19.8-like. The record is from RefSeq and is a predicted model, not a curated record. Gene Ontology annotation, cellular component: extracellular matrix. Bases 65 to 511 code for a protein of 148 amino acids. NCBI's taxonomy places the organism in Eukaryota, Metazoa, Arthropoda, Insecta, Hemiptera, Aphididae. The transcript is spliced from 2 exons.